Molecule: messenger RNA, 1259 nt
Organism: Dromiciops gliroides (monito del monte)
Lineage: Eukaryota; Metazoa; Chordata; Mammalia; Microbiotheria; Microbiotheriidae
Gene: MSRB2
Product: methionine sulfoxide reductase B2
Exons: 5
Coding region: 282-821 (179 amino acids)
Biological process (GO): response to oxidative stress; protein repair
Cellular component (GO): cytoplasm
Molecular function (GO): peptide-methionine (R)-S-oxide reductase activity
Source: RefSeq, a predicted model, not a curated record
CUAGCCUAGAAAGGGGCCCAAAUUGAGGGCAAGGGCACCGCAGGCCUGGGAGACCGGCCCACAGGUGAAGCCUGGGCACAGACAACACGGCCGGUUUUUUUUUCCCUGGGGCUGGGCAGAGCGGUGCCAAGCCCCUUGCCCCAUCCCGGGUACCCCGGGUACCCCAAGUCCCUCCGACUCGCAGCUACAGCACUCCCCUUCCUCCGCCCUUCGCCGAAAGGGGCGGGUCUGGGAGGGUUCCCGCUGUGCCCAGACCAGUGCGCCUCGGGCGGCCAGGGAAUAUGGCUUGGCUCCUCUUCCGAGGACUGUCCUGGCUAGGCUGGAGAGGGCUGCCCUCUGGGACCGUGCACGGAGGCGCCUGCGGCUGCGUCUGCCCUGGGAGAGCCAGCCACAAGGACGGAGGGUCUCUCAACAAGCAUGGCAAGCCAACCACUGACUGGAAAGAGAAAUUGACUCCAGAGCAGUACUAUGUCACUAGAGAAAAGGGAACAGAACUGCCCUUCAGUGGAGGUCUUUUGAAUAACACAGAGCCAGGAAUGUAUCACUGUGUUUGCUGUGACAGCCCACUGUUCAGUUCUGAAAAAAAAUUCUGCUCAGGCACUGGGUGGCCUUCCUUUACAGAGGCUCACGGCACAUUUGGUUCUGAUGAAAGUGAAACCAAUAUCCUGAGGCGGCCAGACCACUCCUUGGGAUCAACUCGAGUAGAGGUUGUUUGCAAACAGUGUGAAGCUCACUUGGGCCAUGUGUUUCCAGAUGGACCUGAACCUACUGGACAGAGAUUUUGCAUCAACAGUGUGGCACUGACAUUUAAACCAAGUUAAAACUGAUUGACUCAAAAUCUAAGGAGAUGAAGGCAUGGUUUAGGGGAAUGAGUGCUGUGUUUGGAGUCAGGAGAAUUGCAAGUUCAAAUCUUAACCCUGACCCUAGCAUUGUGAUCAGGGGCAAAUAAAUCCCUACAUUUUUCCGAGCUUCAGUUUCUUCAUCUGUAAAAUGGGAAGGAUAUUGCCCUUCUUACCUACUUCAUUGGGUGGUGUGAAAUCAAAUGACAUGUUUUUAAGGAAAUCAAAUGACAAGUUUUAAGUUUUAUGUAAGCUUACUUUUAAGUAAAGUACUUUGCGAACUUUAAAGGGCUACAUAAAUGUUGGCUACUACUACAUGUUUUCGUGUUAGUGAACAAAUGAAUAAGCAUUUGUUAAGUGCCUACUAUGUGCCGGGUACCAUAUUAAGCACUAAGGAUAUAAAUUCCAAAAGUGAUAUAA